Mya arenaria is the source of this 6793-nucleotide messenger RNA. RefSeq names its product clathrin heavy chain 1. Bases 149 to 5227 code for a protein of 1692 amino acids. Gene Ontology annotation, molecular function: structural molecule activity; clathrin light chain binding. Lineage: Eukaryota; Metazoa; Mollusca; Bivalvia; Myida; Myidae. The transcript is spliced from 30 exons. Gene Ontology annotation, biological process: intracellular protein transport; receptor-mediated endocytosis. Gene Ontology annotation, cellular component: cell cortex; clathrin coat of coated pit; clathrin coat of trans-Golgi network vesicle. The record is from RefSeq and is a predicted model, not a curated record.
AAUCCAUCCGGUGUCCGCCAUCUUGACAAGUCGGAAACGUUGAUAGAACAAGUGACUCACCGGCAAGCCGGUAUUUUUCGCAAAUUGACUGACUUGAUAUAAAAAUACAACUAAUCGCUGGGUGGACAUAAGAGAAAGGAACCUGACCAUGUCACAGAUGCUCCCAAUACGGUUUCAGGAGCACCUACAGCUCCAAAAUGUUGGGAUCAACGCAGCCAACAUUGGCUUCAGUACACUCACGAUGGAGUCGGACAAGUUCAUCUGUGUGCGGGAAAAGGUUGGGGAGACGGCCCAGGUCGUCAUCAUCGACAUGAACGACUCUUCUAACCCAAUCAGACGGCCGAUCUCUGCCGACUCUGCUAUCAUGAACCCAACCAGCAAAGUCAUUGCGCUGAAAGGCUCUGCCCAGCCAGGGGACCCCAACGCUGGGAAGACACUGCAGAUCUUUAAUAUCGAGAUGAAGAGCAAGAUGAAGGCUCACACAAUGACCGAGGAAGUUCUCUUCUGGAAAUGGAUCUCGGUGAACACUGUUGCCAUAGCAACCGAAACUGCUGUAUUCCACUGGCCCAUGGAAGGUGAUUCGCAGCCCCAGAAGAUGUUUGAGCGCCACUCGAACCUACAGGGCUGCCAGAUCAUCAACUAUCGUACCGACCCAAAACAACAGUGGCUGCUGCUCAUUGGGAUCUCGGCACAGCAAAACCGUGUAGUUGGAGCUAUGCAGCUGUAUUCAGUGGAGCGUAAAGUGAGCCAGCCAAUCGAGGGCCACGCCGCAGCGUUCGCCUCCCUCAAGGUGGACAAUAACCCAAAUCCCUCCACCAUAUUCUGUUUCGCCGUCCGUGGGCCACAGGGCGGAAAGCUACACAUAAUUGAAGUGGGCACGCCACCAGCAGGCAACAGUCCAUUCUCUAAGAAGGCCGUAGAUGUUUUCUUCCCACCUGAAGCACAGAAUGAUUUCCCCGUCGCCAUGCAGGUGAGCCAGAAGCAUGGCGUGAUAUUCCUGAUCACCAAGUAUGGUUAUGUGCACCUGUACGACAUUGAGAACGCAUUCUGCAUCUACAUGAACCGAAUCAGCGGAGACACCAUCUUCGUCACCGCCCCACACGAUGCUACGUCUGGAAUUAUCGGCGUUAACAGGAAGGGACAGGUGCUGUCAGUCUCUGUUGAGGAGGACAACAUAGUUCCCUACAUCACAAACACCCUGCAGAACCCCGACCUCGCCAUCAAAAUUGCGUCUCGAUCAAACCUCCCCGGAGCCGAGGAGCUCUUUGUGAAGAAGUUCAACUUGCUCUUCCAGCAGGGAAACUACAGCGAGGCAGCCAAAGCAGCCGCUGGAGCACCUAAGGGCAUCUUGCGUACACCCGCAACCAUCCAACAGUUCCAGCAGGUGCCCGCCCAGCAAGGCCAGACAUCGCCUCUCCUGCAGUACUUCGGUAUCCUGCUGGACAAGGGACAGCUCAACAAGUAUGAAUCCCUGGAGUUGUGCAGACCAGUCAUCCAGCAGGGACGCAAACAGCUCAUUGAGAAGUGGCUGAAGGAAGAAAAGCUGGAGUGCAGUGAGGAGCUUGGAGACCUCGUGAAGGCAGGGGACACGACUCUAGCCCUCUCCAUCUACCUGCGAGCCAACGUGCCGAACAAGGUGAUCCAAUGCUUCGCAGAGACUGGACAGUUCCAGAAGAUCGUGCUGUAUGCAAAGAAGGUCGGCCACACACCAGACUACAUCUUCCUACUGAGGAAUAUCAUGAGGAUGAACCCCGAGCAAGGCCUCCAGUUUGCACAGAUGUUGGUUCAGGAGGAUGAACCACUGGCUGACCUUAACCAGGUUGUGGAUGUGUUCAUGGAGUCCAACCUGAUUCAGCAGUGCACAUCAUUCCUUCUGGAUGCCCUGAAGAACAACCGCCCAGCUGAGGGCCCCCUCCAGACUCGCCUGCUGGAAAUGAACCUGAUGUCUGCACCACAGGUAGCUGACGCGAUCCUGGGUAACCAGAUGUUCACCCACUACGACAAGGCCCACAUCGCCCAGCUGUGCGAGAAGGCCGGGCUCCUACAGCGUGCUCUAGAACACUACACUGACCUGUACGACAUCAAGCGGGCUGUCGUCCAUACACACCUACUCAACCCUGAGUGGUUGGUGAACUACUUUGGCUCCCUCUCUGUCGAGGAUUCCCUGGAGUGUCUGAAGGCUAUGUUGACUGCCAACAUCCGCCAGAACCUUCAGGUGUGUGUCCAGAUCGCCUCCAAGUACCAUGAGCAGCUCACCACUAACUCCCUCAUUGAGGUGUUCGAGUCAUUCAAGAGCUUUGAAGGAUUGUUUUACUUCCUGGGUUCCAUUGUGAACUUCAGCCAGGACCAGGACGUCCACUUCAAGUACAUCCAGGCUGCUUGCAAGACCGGACAGAUCAAGGAGGUGGAGAGGAUCUGCCGAGAGAGCAACUGUUACGACCCUGAGAGGGUGAAAAACUUCCUAAAGGAAGCCAAGUUGACUGACCAGCUGCCGUUGAUCAUCGUAUGUGACAGGUUUGACCUCGUCCAUGACCUUGUCCUCUACCUGUACAGAAACAGUCUCCAGAAGUACAUUGAGAUCUACGUGCAGAAGGUGAACCCAUCUCGUCUGCCGAUCGUGAUAGGAGGACUGCUAGAUGUUGACUGCUCCGAGGAUGUAAUUAAACAGCUCAUCCUGAUUGUAAAGGGCCAGUUCUCCACAGAUGAGCUUGUCGCUGAGGUCGAGAACCGUAACCGCCUCAAGCUGCUACUGCCCUGGCUUGAGAUGCGCUCUCACGAGGGUGUGGUUGAGCCUGCCACACAUAAUGCACUUGCCAAGAUUUACAUCGACAGCAACAACAAUCCUGAGAGAUUCCUAAAGGAGAAUCAAUACUAUGACAGCAAGGUGGUGGGCAAGUACUGUGAGAAGCGAGACCCACAUCUCGCUUGUGUUGCCUACGAGAGGGGCCAGUGUGACAAGGAACUCAUCAAGGUCUGCAAUGAGAACUCGCUGUUCAAGAGUGAGGCACGCUACUUGGUGCGUCGUCGGGAACCAGAGCUCUGGGUUGAAGUCUUGCAGGAGGAUAAUGAGUAUCGCCGACAGCUCAUCGACCAGGUUGUGCAGACAGCGUUGUCAGAGACCCAGGACCCGGAGGACAUCUCUGUGACAGUGAAGGCAUUCAUGACCGCUGACCUGCCAAACGAACUCAUUGAGCUGCUAGAAAAGAUUGUUCUGGACAGUUCAGUCUUCAGUGAACACAGGAACCUGCAGAACCUGUUGAUCCUGACAGCGAUCAAGGCUGACAGGACCCGCGUGAUGGAGUACAUUAAUAGGCUUGACAACUACGACGCCCCCGACAUUGCCAAUAUUGCUAUCACUAAUGAGCUGUUUGAGGAGGCAUUCGCCAUCUUCAAGAAAUUUGAAGUUAACACAUCAGCCAUUCAGGUUCUUAUUGAGCAUGUGAACAACCUGGACCGCGCGUACGAGUUUGCGGAGAGGUGUAAUGACCCUGCCGUGUGGAGUCAGCUCGGUCGUGCCCAGCUGACUGGUGGUCUCGUCAAGGAGGCAAUAGACUCGUUCAUCAAGGCCGAUGAUCCAACACAGUAUAUGGAGGUGGUCAGCGUCGCCAGCAAGAGUGACAACUGGGAAGACUUAGUGAAGUACCUACAGAUGGCCAGGAAGAAGGCACGUGAGACCUUCAUUGAGACAGAGCUGGUGUACGCCUUCGCCAAGACCAACCGCCUCGCCGACCUGGAAGAGUUCGUCUCUGGACCAAACCACGCCAACAUCACACAGGUUGCCGACCGCUGCUUUGAUGACAAGAUGUAUGACGCUGCCAAGCUCCUGUACAACAACGUGUCCAACUACGCUCGACUGGCGAUCACGCUUGUACACCUUGGAGAAUACCAGGGGGCUGUGGACGGGGCUCGUAAGGCCAACAGCACCAAGACAUGGAAAGAGGUGUGUUUUGCAUGUGUGAACAAUGAAGAGUUCCGGCUGGCGCAGAUGUGUGGGCUUCACAUUGUGGUGCACGCAGAUGAACUAGAGGAGCUGAACAACUAUUACCAGGACCGUGGAUACUUUGAGGAACUCAUCGCUCUUCUUGAGGCAGCAUUAGGGUUGGAGAGGGCUCACAUGGGCAUGUUCACAGAACUAGCAAUACUGUACUCCAAAUACAAACCCGAGAAGAUGCGAGAACAUUUAGAGUUAUUCUGGUCAAGAGUCAACAUUCCAAAAGUUUUGCGUGCUGCAGAGCAGGCCCACCUAUGGCCCGAGCUUGUGUUCCUUUAUGACAAGUAUGAGGAAUACGACAAUGCGAUCCUCACCAUGAUGAACCAUCCAACAGAGGCCUGGCGCGAGUCACAGUUCAAGGACAUUAUCACCAAGGUGGCCAACAUUGAGCUCUACUACAGGGCGAUCCAAUUCUACCUUGAUUACAAGCCGCUGCUCCUGAACGACAUGCUGAUGGUUCUGACUCCCCGUCUGGACCACACCCGCUCCGUCACAUUCUUCGACCGCGUUAACCAGAUUCCACUAGUGAAACCGUACCUUCGGGCUGUGCAAAAGAAUAACAACAAAGCUAUUAACGAGGCUCUUAAUAAUCUGUUCAUUUUAGAGGAAGAUUUCCAGGGUCUUCGGGCCUCUAUAGAUGCAUAUGAUAAUUUUGAUAAUAUAUCUCUGGCUCAGAGAUUAGAACGCCAUGAACUGAUAGAGUUCCGUAGAAUAGCUGCUUACCUUUAUAAAGGUAACAACAGAUGGAAACAGUCGGUGGAUCUAUGCAAAAAGGAUAAACUAUUUAAGGAUGCAAUGCUGUACGCAGGAGAGUCAAGAAAUAUUGAGAUCGCGGAGGACCUGAUCGCUUGGUUCCUGGAGAGCAAGUACCACGAAUGCUUCGGCGCAUGUCUGUUCCAGUGUUACGACCUGCUGCGUCCAGACACAAUCCUGGAGCUCGCCUGGAGACACAACAUCAUGGACUUUGCCAUGCCCUAUAUGAUUCAAGUCGUCAAGGAAUAUGUCACCAAGGUUGACAAGCUUGAGCAGUCGGAGAAUGUGAGGACAGAAGAGGAGGAGAAAGCCACUGAACAACCUAUUGUCUUUGCUGAGCCCCAGCUGAUGUUGACAGCAGGCCCAGGGAUGGGAGGAGCUCCCAGUCCAGGCAUGUAUGCCCCACCACCCCAGCCCGGAUACAAUCCCGGAAUGCCCAUGCAAGGCCAGCCGAUGCCCGGCCAAUAUGGAUAUGGCAUGUAACAACAAGGCCCAAUAGCACAUCCACACAUGGAUUGGAUAAAGACACUUUGCGACUAUGACCUAUUAGUCUUAAAAAGUGGGACGUUAUAUUCAUUGUAAUCAUGAAAUUCAUGCUAUACGCUGGUGGCUUCGUUACAAAGGCAGUGGCUACAUGUAUGCCAUGUAUAAAGCAUUCUUGUGGCAUGUUUGUUUUAUUACAAAAGUUCACGCAUCAUUGUUAUUAGAGAUAUGAUCGUUUUUUCUGCAAUGUUUAUAUCAUUGAAAAUACUCUUUUCCGGAUUUAAAGAGUCAUAUAUUUCAAGGGCCAAUGUCCUGCAUGUUCAGCUUGAAGUUUGUGAAACAUUUUUAUUAGAGUUUUAUUUAAAUUGUCAUUGUUUCAUAAAAAUUUGUGUAAGUGACACUGACUAUGUUUGAAAGAUAGAAUAACUUUUAAUUAUGAGUUGUUUAUUGUACAAUUGGAUGUAUAUUUCUUAUUUUCAUCAACUUGAAACAGAGAAUUUGUCUUGUGCUUAUAAUUUUAUUCGAAAAUUUGAAAAUCAUGUACUAGAGGGACCCGUCAACUGUUUGUUCUAUUUAUUAUGUUUUUCUUUAUGUGAUUUUACGAUGGGUUUGACGCGGUAUGAUUGACAGGUAUUGUUAUUGUUGUCUGUUACGAUUGUCACGCACGCGUUCGUAUGUUGUCUGUGGCUUCACUCUAUAUUCUUGUGCGUUUUUAGCAUUGUAAGUAGAACUGGGUCGAAACGUGCGAUGACCCUUUAGAAAAAAAUGUUCGACUUGAUAUUCAUGUAUUUGAAUGUAGUUUAGGCUGAUAUGAAAAAAGUGUGACGUUAACUUUACCAAUUGAAUAUAUUAUCAAUAUAACAAACCAAAUGUGUUGGUCAAUACACCUAGUUUGAUAAUUGAUGUGCAAUUUUGGCACUAUGGUGCACAUGUUCGGAUAUGGGGACAUAUCGGUGAAAAAUUUGCUACUAAAUACCAAAGUUUUGUGGAAUAAGUUUUAUCCGGCAUUGAAUAAGACACAAGCUAUAUUGUGUGGUGAUUCAAAGUUAAAUUUUUCUGAGUUGGAAUAUAUUACACUAGAAGCAAAUACCUCAGGCGUUGAUAAUUCCGUAGCUUAGAGAAGUCAUAUUAAAUAGACGUAUAAAUUUAUAGCCUUUGAACUUAGUAUGAUUGUUGUUUUAAGUGUGUAUGUAAUUGUUUGAUUUGAGAUUUUAUUAAUUUAUGAUUAUCAGAAUAUACAUAUUGUAUGAAUUCGGAUGUAAAUAAUUGUUAGAAAAAAAGAAAUACAUGUAAACAUAAUCAUUACAAUAAAAUUCCCAGACCCCAAAAGAUUGAUUCUAUUAUCCUCAUGUAUCCAAUCAAAAUCUGUUUGAAGGUCAUGUGACAUAAUUAACCAAUCACAGAGGUUCAUCAAUUUGUGACCUUCCAAUCAGAAGCACUUGAUGAACAGUUUGAUUGUAUUGUGCUUUCUGAUUGGAUAUGACAAAAAGUUGUGUAUCAGAAUGAGUAUAUUCAUUAAACUUGUAUUUCCAAUACACAAAUAUUAAUAAACAUUGAAUUAUUGUA